Messenger RNA from Drosophila serrata, 1234 nucleotides. It is a transcript of the gene Coq9, whose product is annotated as ubiquinone biosynthesis protein COQ9, mitochondrial. NCBI's taxonomy places the organism in Eukaryota, Metazoa, Arthropoda, Insecta, Diptera, Drosophilidae. Gene Ontology annotation, biological process: ubiquinone biosynthetic process. Gene Ontology annotation, molecular function: lipid binding. Gene Ontology annotation, cellular component: mitochondrial inner membrane. The record is from RefSeq and is a predicted model, not a curated record.
UGGACAUCGAUUUUUUCCCAGCUCUAUUUCAAUCGUCCGCUAGAUUUCAAGCCGCUCAAAUGGCAAGUGUGCGUUGUUUGCAAAAGUUAAUUCGCCUGCAGAAGCUGCUCCUGCCCCUCAAUGCACAAAGCUCCCGUCAGUUGGCUUCUCUGCAGCCCAGACCGCUCACCUUCCUGCUGGCAAGGAGGACCUAUGCCAAUGAUGAAAAAACAACCACCAAUCUAGAUGACUUUCGGGCACGCGAAGAGCAGCGCGAAAAAGAACGGGAUGCCGCCGAUGAGGCGGCGGCUAGGGCCGCACAAAAAGAGGCUGGUACGGCAGGAGGAGGUGCUGGAACGGGAUCAGGAGCAAGUGGAAAACAGGAUGAUGCCAAGCAGGCCAAAGUCGAUGCCAUUAGAGUCAAGAUCCUGGACGCCGCGCUGUUGCAUGUCCCACAGCACGGCUGGACCAAACAGGCCAUUGUCCAGGGCGCAGAGGACAGUGGCUAUCCCAGCGUAAUACACGGCAUGUUUCCUGAAGGGGGCUUUGCUCUGGUCUCCCAUUUCAAUGGUAAGUGCAAUGCUCAGCUGGUGGCGAGCCUGGAGCAAAAAACAGAUGGUGGUAAGCUGGAGGUGGAGAAUCCUCUGGACUUUCUGGUGCAGGCGGUACGCCAGCGCCUGGAGAUGGUUGUCCCCUAUAAGGCGCAGUGGCCGCAGGCAAUGGGUUUGAUAGCGCAGCCACAACAUGCGCCCACAGCUCUGGCCCAGGUCUUGACCUUGGUGGAUGACAUCUGCUACUACUCCGGGGAUCGAUCCGUCGAUUUCGGUUGGUACACAAGACGCGUGGGUUUGGCGACCAUCAUGAAGAUGACUGAGCUGUACUUCCUGCAGGAUACCUCUCCAGGACACGCCCAGACCUGGGAGUUCCUUAAGAACCGUAUGGAUGAGGCCGUACAGCUGCAGAUGAUGCUCUCGCAAACGGAGGGCAUGACGCACACGUUCCAGCGUUCCUUCAACUCGGCGUUCAUAACGGCGCGUAAUAUACUCGGUCUGGGUUAUAACCGUAACUAGCAAGGAAGCUGAGGUAUUCCGUGAUCCAUUACCUCUAGCAAGGCACAUGCAGUCCAAAGAUGAAUAAUUCAGGUGGGAGAGACCCACCUAAAGAUCUACUCUUAUGUUUAAAAUCCCUAUGUAUAUACUGUGCAUAAAGGUAAACCUUUGUACGAAAAGCUGUUGAUUAUCUUUCGUGGUUUUGC